AUGAGAGAACCAGACAAUAUAGAGCUUCAGCAUCUCCACGAGCCUGAGGUAGAAAGUACUUCAGACAGAAAGUGGUCACUUUCAAGAUCACAGAUUUUAUUAAUACUAUUGCGUUUAGGGAUAAUCAGUGAUGAAGUGUACCGUCGUGGAGAUUAUCCCAUACAAGCAUUGCCAGAAGGGGCAGAGUACAUUAUUGAAAUUAUCAACCGCAUGGAUGUAUCCGAGGCGAUAGAGAUCUUGCGGAACGCGUUAGUUGAGCACAAAAAUGAUGUCAAUUUCUUGCAGGAAGAUUACCACUUGUUGGAGAGACUCGUACAUUUAAUUCCACAACACGAGGGGGAAGAAGAGGAUAAAUCAAGCAUAAACUCUGAUGAGAAUAUUUCACACGAAUUUAACAAGAACAAAACCUACUUGCACAUCUCAGAUUGGUCGUUGCAGAGUCGAUUGGAGGCUACAUUAAUCCACUACCAUUCGCCAUAUCCGGAAAUUAGAGCCAUCACUGACCCAAUAGACGAUACAGAGAUUUUCGUUGAAACGUUUAGAUGUUAUUUUAUUGGUUUCUUCUGGACCCUUGUAGGGUCCAUCAUCAAUAGUUUUUUUGUGCAUAGAAUGCCAAAUAUAUCAUUGAGUUCUCACACGAUACAGAUACUACUUCUUCCUUGCGGGAAGCUAUGGGAAAAGACUGUCCCAAACAUGCGAAUAUCAAUUGCGGGCAUAUCAUUCGAUCUUAAUCCCGGCCCUUGGACUUACAAGGAGAUGAUGUUGAGUUCCAUUAUAUACCUGUGUUCGGCAGGUGUGCCAUAUCUGAUUUAUAAUAUUUUUGUUAUGAAAUUAGACAGAUUUUACGGCUUAAAGUGGGUUACGGUUACGUUUCAAGUACUUUUGACUAUCUCCACUCAAUUCUUGGGCUUUGGGUUUGCCAUGAUUAUGAAAAAAGUUUGUGUAUAUCCAAGCAAAGCUCUUUGGCCCACGAUAUUGCCAACUAUUGCACUCAAUCGGGCACUAAUGAACGAAGAUGCCAACAACAGUGUGUACGGUUGGAGAAUAUCACGAUUUGGCUUUUUCGUUGUCGUUGGUGUGGUUAGCUUUUUUUACAAUUGGAUACCCAGCUAUUUGUUCAAAGCUUUGUCAACAUUUAACUGGCCAACUUGGUUUAAUCCGUCACUGAUACAUCUAGUAAAUAUAACGGGUACAAUUACAGGACUAGGGCUCAAUCCGUGGCCCACAUUUGAUUGGAAUAUUUUGGACGCUGGUGGUUGUUUGACAAUUCCAUUCUACACGUAUGUAAACCGAUACAUUGGGAGCAUUAUCGGGUUUUUUGUGAUUGUCAUUGUCUACUACUCAAAUAAUUAUUUCACUGCUUACUUUCCUAUAAACUCAAACAAACUAUUCAACAACAAGGCAGAAAUUUACGACGUGCACCUGAUAUUGAAUGAGAAAAGUCAAUUUAGUGAUGAUAAGUACCAGCAAAUUGGCCCUCCAUAUUUCUCAGCAGCAAACUUGGUUCUAUACGGUGCUCAUUUUUGUCUUUACCCAUUCGCCAUAUUGUAUCAAUUUGUCACUGAAUGGGACUCAAUGAAGGCAAGCUUUAUGAGCGUGUGGAUUUCAUUUAGCGACGCAUUUAAAUCCAAACACAGCGAUGGCCCCUAUGGAAGGUACGCUGAUGAUCCGCAUUGCAAAAUGAUGUCAAAGUACGAAGAUGUGCCAGAUUGGUGGUUUAUUGCCAUAAUUGUGACUAGCACGUUAUUUGCAGUUGCCGCCGUUUUGUUUUACCCAACUGAAACCCCAGUAUGGGGAAUCUUUUUCACUAUAUUGAUAAACUUUGUGUUUUUGAUCCCUUUGACUUCAAUUGCUUCUACAACAGGAUUCUCGUUUGGUCUCAAUGUCUUGGUUGAGUUGAUUGUGGGGUACAGUAUACCAAAUUCUGGAAUAGCAUUGAUAACUCUUAAAGCAUUUGGAUAUAAUAUCGACAGUCAAGCUAGCAAUUACAUCACAGAUCAAAAACUUGCCCAUUAUGCAAAAAUUCCCCCAAAAGCCAUAUUCAAGGGACAAUUGAUAUCCACAUUGAUAAAUAUCAUUGUCUCACUUACAGUUGCUAACUGGCAACUUGCAAAUAUACCAGACAUUUGCGAUGCACAUCAAAAGGACAAAUUGAGCUGUCCUGGAGCAAACACAUAUUUCUAUUCGAGCAUACAAUAUGGAGAGAUUGGACCUAAAAAGGUAUUUUCUGGACUAUACCCGGUUCUUAAGUGGUGCUUUUUGCUAGGAGUGUUACUUGUAUUUCCCUGUGUUUGGUUCAAAAAGAGAGGUCCGAUAAAAUUGGCAAGAUAUUUUCAGCCUAGUGUAUUGAUUGGCGGUUUCUUGGACUAUGCACCUUACAAUCUUCUGUACUUCACUGGCGGGUUGUAUGUGUCGUACUUUUUCAUGUAUUGGAUAAAGAAAAACUAUUUGUUGUGGUGGGAGAAAUACAACUAUAUCCUAACCAGCGCCUUGUCGGCUGGAGUUGCUUUUAGCUCCUUGCUCAUAUUCUUCACCGUGCAGUACAAUUCGCAUAAACUUGUCUGGUGGGGUAACACAAUUAGCGAACAGGGAAUUGAAGGAGGCCAGCAACUGUCCGUUUGGCUAGAUGCAUCAAAGGCACCCGACGGGUAUGUAGGGAUAAGAAAGGGACACUUCCCAUGA
Molecule: messenger RNA, 2682 nt
Organism: Lodderomyces theae
Lineage: Eukaryota; Fungi; Ascomycota; Pichiomycetes; Serinales; Debaryomycetaceae
Gene: OPT6
Product: Opt6p
Exons: 1
Coding region: 1-2682 (893 amino acids)
Biological process (GO): transmembrane transport
Molecular function (GO): oligopeptide transmembrane transporter activity
Source: RefSeq, a predicted model, not a curated record